AAUGUCGUCGCUUUGCGAAGAACGAAUGGUUUGUCGGAACCGGACUCGCUCAUCGAUCCAUGGGUUCAGCUGAAACUCUGAAAUGUCUGAAUUCAGAGUCAGAACAGCCAUCGAAUUCUCAACUACGCGGCAGGCAUCCCAGAUACACAAAUUGCUGCCUCUGUCGAAUUUGUGAAUUGAGCAUGAUUUCAUGAUUUCAUGCGGUGGGUGAAUGACUUUAGUAAGCUCCAGCUGCGCAAUUCGACGGUACUGGAUAGGGCCUUUCGUUGCAGUGCUGAUUUCCGCUCUAGUGAGCUCGGUUGGGAAGAGGAAGGAGGGAGGAGGAGUUCAGCUAUGAGAGGAUUGCAGAGCGUACAGAGUUUCCGACCGGGAGUGGUGGGAGUGAAGGCUGCGAAGAAGAAGGCUGCACAGUUGGUGCACUUGCAGCCCGUUUCUUCGCUCUCUAGGCAGAAUUCGACAGUUCCCAGAGACGAAGGAGGAGACUCUGGUGCUGCGGAAAUGGUGACAGUUCGAUUCAGGGGAAAUGAAAUCUCCGUUGCCAAAGGUACCAAGCUGAGGACGGCUUUGCUCGAGAAUGGACUUUCUCCUCACAAUGGACAGGCUCUUCUGAUCAAUUGCAGGGGAAUGGGAACGUGCGGGACUUGUGCUGUGAAAAUUGAAGGGAAAGUGGUACCGGAAGCUUGGACUACGAGGGAAACCAUUCGCCUGAACUUCCCUCCACAUGGACCACCUCAAAAUGCCAACCUGCGGCUCGCUUGCCAGGUGCAAGUAGAGGGCGACUUGACAGUGACCAAGUUCAACAAAUUUUGGGGCCAGGGAGAGGUGCCAGUCGGGCCUGCAUCAGUAACCGAUCGUGUCACACCGCUGGGAGAUUUGGAGUUCAUACUGGACCCUCGUAAGAGGGUGUAAACACGGAAGGCACAGUUGUCAAUGGUUGGGGCACAGACAGGGUCAGAGCAACACGUUCCAAUUUACCAGUCCUGGGCUUUUUACAGACAUGAGAGAGACUGGGCAUUUUGAAGCAGUGGCUGGGAAGUGUUAGGACAGGGGUCGUAGUGAAAGUCGCGUAGGAAGAUUUUUCAGGUUAUCCACUUGCGGAUGAGGUAGAGUUAUGGCACCCGAGUACUGGAGAAACUAGAGAAACUAGAGAAUCCCUGGGGGUGUUCACCAACAAGGUAUCUACGAAGUGACUGACUGACUGGCUGCUGCUGCUAGUCAUGUUCGUAAGUGGAAGCCAACUCAUUCAAAUCCUAACUACCUCUGUCGUCCCAAAUGCAUGCCUAGUGAGUUCAGGUGUGCAUUCUAUUUUUUAGCUAUGGAAGACACAUGUUUGAGUGAGAGAUAACUGGAGCCUGUACACAGCGUAGAGAGCAGGAUGCAGGAUGCAGGAUGCAGGUGAUAUGGCCAACCUCCCUCUAGUAAGAAUGUUUCUCCUCUGGCAGAGUGCUACGUCUACAGUGUCGUGCGCUUAAAGAGCAAGUUCUCGGAAAGCACUUUUGCAUGCACAUUUCCACAUUUCCUUUUCCUGGACUAUCUUCAGGAUGUAACCCUGAAUCGACGUAUUAAAACUUGUCUACGAUGUACCGAUAAUACUAUGCUGCUUCGA
Marchantia polymorpha subsp. ruderalis is the source of this 1606-nucleotide messenger RNA. The record is from the annotation of a GenBank genome assembly. NCBI's taxonomy places the organism in Eukaryota, Viridiplantae, Streptophyta, Marchantiopsida, Marchantiales, Marchantiaceae.